UCCGGCGGAGUUUCAGAGAAAGUCUGGGCAGAAACCUGAGCCGGGCCUGAACGUGGGAAGGGGAGGAGGAAAGGGAGGAAGAGGGAGCUCGGAGGCCGGGAGAGGGAGGGAUCGCGAUCUGGGGCCGAGCGGCUCAGAACCUGCCGCGCGCCCCGGGGUGGGGGAGGCGGCGGGGGAGGAGCGCGAGGGAACGGGACAGCGGGAUCCCUCCCAGGAGCCAACCCGCUCCCCGCCCUCUUCGGCGGCCGCGAGAGCGGACCCACCCUCCGGCUCGACCUGCGACCUCCCUGCGCCCGCGGCUCAGAGACGCCCGGCGCUUCGCCGCCAACGCUGCGGCUCCCUCUGUGACCGGGACCAGCCCCGCGCCGGCUGCCCGCGGGCGGCUCGCGGCUUCCCCUGUCCACGGUGUUCCUCGUGAGCCAAGAAGUGACCCACCCUAGGAGGGGGAAGGAGGAUCGCCCGGGCGCACCGAGACGGAGGGCGGGCGAGCGAGAGUGGGCACCGCGCGGGGCAUUGUGUCUGUGUGUGCGUGAGCCGGGCUGUGUCUGUUUCGGAAAGCGCUCUGGGGAGGUCUAGUCCCUAGGGGGCGGAGCGCGAGGGACCGCGGCUGCGACUCCGAGUCGGGGCAGAGUCCCGCUGAGUCGGAGCGCUGCUGAGGCGGCUGGCGAGACGGCACCCUUGAAGGCGAGGCGGGCACCCUGAAAGGAGGCCGGCGCGCCCGCCGCCCCGGCUCGCGUUCUGUUCAGACUCGCCGGCCUGCAGAGGAGACUUGAACUCCAGGAACCCCCGCGCCUUGGAGCCCGUCCGCCCCGUCGGCCCGGAGUGCGCGACCCAGAGAGCGAGGUUCUGGCAGCUGCGCGCUCGACAGGCUUCGGCUGUGUCGGGAGCGCGCCCGCCGCCCCUCUGCUGCCCGGCCGGGAGCCCGAGACGCGCGCCACCAUGAGCGGCGGCGAAGUGGUCUGCUCCGGAUGGCUCCGAAAGUCUCCCCCGGAGAAAAAGUUGAAGCGUUAUGCAUGGAAGCGGAGAUGGUUCGUGUUACGCAGUGGCCGUUUAACUGGAGAUCCAGAUGUUUUGGAAUAUUACAAAAAUGAUCAUGCCAAGAAGCCUAUUCGUAUCAUUGAUUUAAAUUUGUGUCAACAAGUAGAUGCUGGAUUGACAUUUAACAAAAAAGAGUUUGAAAACAGCUACAUUUUUGAUAUCAACACUAUUGACCGGAUUUUCUACUUGGUAGCAGACAGCGAGGAGGAGAUGAAUAAGUGGGUUCGUUGUAUUUGUGACAUCUGUGGGUUUAAUCCUACAGAAGAGGAGCCUGUGAAGCCACCUGGCAGCUCCUUACAAGCACCAGCUGAUUUACCUUUAGCUAUAAAUACAGCACCACCAUCCACCCAGGCGGAUUCAUCUUCUGCUACUCUACCUCCUCCGUAUCAGCUAAUCAACGUUCCGCCACACCUGGAAACUCUUGGCAUUCAGGAGGAUCCUCAAGACUACCUGUUGCUCAUCAACUGUCAAAGCAAGAAGCCCGAACCCACCAGCCAAGGGUCAUCUUUUGUUUCUGAAGAAGGAGAGGAAUACCUACUACUAGAAGAUUUUGAAAGCAAAACGAUUCCAUUGCAAACACACACUGAUUCUGCGAAAUCCACCUCUUCUGAAACAGACUGCAAUGAUAACGUCCCUUCUCAUAAAACUCCUGCUUCCUCCCAGAGCAAACAUGGAAUGAAUGGCUUCUUUCAGCAGCAAAUGAUAUACGACUCUCCACCUUCACGUGCCACAUCUGCUUCUGUAGACUCCAGCCUUUAUAACCUGCCCAGGAGUUAUUCCCAUGAUGUUUUACCAAAGGUGUCUCCGUCAAGUACUGAAGCAGAUGGAGAACUCUAUGUUUUUAAUACUCCCUCUGGGACAUCGAGUUUAGAGACUCAAAUGAGGCAUGUAUCUAUUAGUUAUGACAUUCCUCCAACACCUGGUAAUACUUAUCAGAUUCCACGAACAUUUCCAGAAGGAACCUUGGGACAGACAUCAAAGCUAGACACUAUUCCAGAUAUUCCUCCACCCCGGCCACCGAAACCACAUCCAGCUCAUGACCGAUCUCCUGUGGAAACGUGUAGCAUCCCACGUACGGCCUCAGACACUGACAGUAGUUACUGUAUCCCUACUGCAGGGAUGCCGCCAUCACGUAGUAAUACCAUUUCCACUGUGGAUUUAAACAAAUUGCGAAAAGAUGCUAGUUCUCAAGACUGCUAUGAUAUUCCACGAACAUUUCCAAGUGAUAGAUCUAGUUCACUUGAAGGCUUCCAUAACCACUUCAAAGUCAAAAAUGUGCUGACAGUGGGAAGUGUUUCAAGUGAAGAAUUGGAUGAAAAUUACGUCCCAAUGAAUCCCAACUCACCACCACGACAACAUUCCAGCAGUUUUACAGAACCAAUUCAGGAAGCAAAUUAUGUGCCAAUGACUCCGGGAACAUUUGAUUUUUCCUCAUUUGGAAUGCAAGUUCCUCCUCCUGCUCAUAUGGGCUUUAGGUCGAGCCCAAAAACUCCUCCCAGAAGGCCAGUUCCUGUUGCAGACUGUGAACCACCCCCGGUGGAUAGGAACCUCAAGCCAGACAGAAAAGGUCAAAGUCCUAAAAUUUUAAGACUCAAACCCCAUGGUUUAGAGCGAACUGAUUCACAAACCAUAGGUGACUUUGCUACAAGAAGAAAGGUCAAGCCAGCACCUUUAGAAAUAAAACCUUUGCCAGAAUGGGAAGAAUUACAAGCCCCAGUUAGAUCUCCCAUCACUAGGAGUUUUGCUCGAGACUCUUCUAGGUUUCCCAUGUCUCCCCGACCGGAUUCAGUGCACAGCACAACUUCAAGCAGCGACUCACAUGACAGUGAAGAGAAUUAUGUUCCCAUGAACCCAAACCUGUCCAGUGAAGACCCAAAUCUCUUUGGCAGUAACAGUCUUGAUGGAGGAAGCAGCCCUAUGAUCAAGCCUAAAGGAGACAAACAGGUGGAAUACCUAGAUCUCGACUUAGAUUCUGGGAAAUCCACACCACCACGCAAGCAAAAGACCAGUGGCUCAGGCAGCAGUGUAGCAGAUGAGAGGGUGGAUUAUGUCGUUGUUGACCAACAGAAGACCUUGGCUCUCAAGAGUACCCGGGAAGCCUGGACAGAUGGGAGACAGUCCACAGAAUCAGAAACGCCAACAAAGAGUGUGAAAUGAAAAUAUUGCCUUGCCAUUUCUGAACAAAAGAGAACUGAAUUAUAAAGAUAAAUCCCUUUUGAAGAAUGACUUGACACUUCUACUCUAGGUAGAUUCUCAAAUGAGUAGAGUUGAAGUCAAAGGACCUUUCUGACAUAAUCAAGCAAUUUAGACUUAAGUGGUGCUUUGUGGUAUCUGAACAAUUCAUAACAUGUAAAUAAUGUGGGAAAAUAGUAUUGUUUAGCUCCCAGAGAAACAUUUGUUCCAUAGUUAACACACUCAUAGUAUUACUGUAUUUAUGCACUUUUUCAUCUAAAACAUUGUUUGGGGUAUUCCCAAUGUAUCUUAACAUAAUUCCAUUGAGAAUUCUUGUUUGUUGUCACACUACUUUAUAUAACAAUACUAAGUUAACUAAGCUACUUUUAGAUUUGGAAAUUGCUGUUUAAACUGCAAUCUAGCAACAUUAAAAUGAGAGGUAGAUUCACCAGUUAGCCUUCGACCUGAAGUUUCAGGUGAUAACCAUUAGCUUAUACUUGGACUCAUCAUUUGUUGCCUUCCAAAAUGCUGAGGAUAAUGUAUGUACCGGUGUCAGGACCUAGUUCUCUGGUUAUUGUACAUUUAGUUUUUAAUGGUGGAAUUUUGUUGUAUUUUGUGAAUUACAGCGUUGUCGAUUCAUUGAGUGAAGAUUCUGCCGGGUAGGAUCUUGCACCUUUGAAAGACUUAAUAAUUACACUAUCAAGUAAGCCUGCAAAUCAUUGAUGGCAUGCAGUGAUGAUGUGCUCUUACACUUGUUAACAUGUAUUAAAUGUUAUUUGCAAAAGGUAGAUUAUAUAACUAAUCAGGUACGUACCAGGCAGUGAUGUGCUAAUACACUGAUCAGGUUUAGACAAUGAGCUUUGGUUGUGUUGUUGUUAGUCCUAAUAUUGGUUUUCAGUUUGGAAUUAAUAAAGCAGUUGACAUUCACUGUUAGUUAUAGCAACAUACUGUGAUUUUUAAUUAGACAGUAAUUUAGAUUUGUUACUCUAUGAAAUUCUAUCUUUUGACACCAUAGUGCCCUUUCUAUGAUUUUUUUUACUUAAUGUUCUUCUUGGCCUUAUAUUUAAAUCCCUAUGCAAUUAAUAUUUUAUAUCUGCAUUUUUUUUAAAAAAAAGAUAGAUGUUAUAUAAGUGAUUCUCAUAUGUAGCACCUGUUGCUUUUCCACUAAAAGAAUUGGGGAUUUUGUACUGUGAUUUAUAUUCACUGACCCAAUUCAAGAAAUAUUGGAGCCUUGCUAUAAUGUGAAAUUUUAUAGUCAUGGACUCCUUCCAACUAGAUUUCUGAAACCACCAGAGGGAUGGUAUAAUUCUGUCUCACCUAUGACAUGGUCCUGUGACAUAGAUAUUAAGACCACAAGUUAUAGUGAGGCUACAAUUAUAUUCAUCUGUCUUGGCUUUGCAACAUAAUUUAGAAAACAGGUAUAGUUGUUUGUCUUUUCACCAAGUUACAUACAAUCUCAUGUACUGAUUUGAAACUUGUAACAGUAUUUGGAGGGGGCAUGGAGAAAGGAGAGUCUACAUUUGAGGCAUGACUCCCUCCAUUCAGACCUUUAACUGUUGCCUGAAUACAUAGAUGUGCCCUGAUUUCUUGCCCAUUGGCCAUAGUACUGUGCCUAAUCAAUAUAAUAGGUUUAUUUUCCCAAUCCACAAACUAAAAAUGUUCAUAACAAGAUGAAUUGUAGACUAGUAACAUUUGAUGCCUUUAAACGUUUGCUUCUUUUUAAGCGAAAACUAAAACCCAGAAGUGAAUUUUUAGGUGAAUUUUUAAAUAAAAAAGAUUGAUUAAGUUUGGUGUGCAAGCUGUUUUAUAAUGAAACCACAAAAUAAAAUCUAAAAUCACUGAAAUGUGCCUAAACUAUCAAAACACACAAUACAGCUAGUGUGUAAAGAUACUAAAUUCUGUUACUUGGAGGAUGAAUAUAUUUAAGAUUUUAAACACAAUAAUAAACACAAUUAAUUCAAAAAUAAAAAAUCUUUCUUUACAGCUGUGUAUCAGAAGGGUCUACAGCACUUAUGAAUGUUUUUAGUCUAAUUUAUCAUUAACUUUUUACAAGUUACCAUAUCUGAAGAUUUGCAGCACUCUCAUUUUCAGAAAAUUUCCCAUUAUUCUGAAUAAGAACAGGGAAUAUUAGAAAGGCAGUUUGCUUUAGAAAACUAAAUCACAUUGAAUGUUGUAUUAGAGAGUUAAAAGUUUUUUAUAGAGCAGUGUUUUCCAAACAUUUUUAGCACUAGAAUCUUUUUUAAAUGAAAUUUUAUGUGUAAUUCCAAUAUAUAUACCCUGAAAAGUCCAUCUUAUCAAUAUAAAUGUAUUUUGAGUUCACAUUUAUGUUUAUUCAUUUUGGCUCCUUACUAAGCAUAAGAUUCUGAAUUAUUUCUGAAUAACAAUAACACAAAUGUAGAGUUAUACAUGGUUGAUGAAAACAGCAGCCAAUUUAUAGCUAUGCCUUUAUUUGUAUACAACCAAGAAAAUUUUGAUUCAUACAUAUGUAAGCAAAAAUAAUGGGUUUUAAACAUACAUCUCAGGAAAUUCUUUAGUUAGAGAUAGCUAAAUUUAUUCAAGGUCUAUACAAAGUUAAUUAUCCUGGUAGUGAAAGUUCAUACAUAAGCAGUCUCCAGUAUGGUAAAGUAGGGUAUGUGACACAUUAGAAUGAGCAUUUUUAUUAAAUUAUAAAAUAUACACAUAUGAAAACUAAAUUUGAAUCAAACCAUUUUACUCACCUCCAAGAAGCUAGACUUUGGCCAGGAGUGGGCUAAAAACCCCUGGCUAACCCUGAGACAGUUAUGAUGUUAUAGUUGGAAGUCUUUUUCUUCCACUUUAGAGUUCUUUACCGUAAUUCCUUAUUUUGAAAAACUGUAAGAUUUUAUGAAGGUUUGAAUACCAAAGCACAGUUCUGCUUUCAAAACUUAAAGUUCAAACUUGAAAAAGCUGUUUAACCCAUGGAAGGUAACAUUUAGUAAGCUGUAAAACAUUUUUUACAUCUGCACUUCAGUUUAUAUAUCUUUAUCAUUAUCAAUACCAUAUAAGUUACUGUGAGCAUUUUAGAGAAUUCCAUAAAGGUACUAUGAGUGUGUCUGUUUGUGUGUGUGUAUAUAUAGCAUUGUAUUUAAUCAUAGACUAAAUUUAAUUUGAUACAGAACUAUCACUAUACUUGUACAUUAAGGUCAUAAUUUCUGCUGGACUCUUUUAUAUUUAAUUAAUAGAGAUUACAGUCUUCCUUCAUAAAUGCAUUUAAACCGGAAAUUGAACACCAGUGUUUUUCUUUUUCUACUUAUGGGAAGUUCUCUACUUCCCCCUUUAGAGAAAACAGUAUUUUUGUAUUUUGUUAAAAUAUUAACUACUUUAUGCCUACACACUAUGCUGUAGAUACUGAUCAUAAUUCUUGCGUGUUCACAAACACCCCUAGUGCCUCUUUUUUGGCUCGUUAAAAGUGUUGGUGUUAGUACUUUGACUACAGAGCCUUUGGCCUUUUAAUAAUGCUGAGGUGAGCUGAUCCUUCCUAUUUCUGUCUUCGGGUCAUUCUGAUAGGUCUUGUCCUCCACUGUCAGGUAAGCAAUCAGGUCCAUGACAGGGAUUAGACAUAUGAACAAAUCAAGUGGAUACACACAGUGAGAAAGAUAUACAUUCUAUGAUAACAACUACUGUCAAUAACAACUGAUGUUACAUACAUAUUUUUAUAUAUAAUUUUUAAAACUGAACUAGGAGAUGAAAAGCCAUGGUAUAAAUAAAUAUUGUAGACAUCAUGGACUUGAUUUGAUAGAAAUCAACUGUCAGGUUAUUGAGAUCGUUGUUUUCAAUCUGUCUAAAUAAUUUAUGCAUUACUACAGUUAAAAAUGAUUUGGUUUGUCUUCUAUAGACUUAAUUUUCUUCCAGUUCAGUAUAAUAUCUGUUAACAGAAUUUCAGCCAACUGACUGGUCAAGGUAUUAACAUAGUUUCUACUUCCUUUACCUAAAAAGGUGGUUUUAUGUAAGUUCUUGAUUGCUGGUGAUCCUCCCAAAUUUUGACGACAAAAUCAUAUGUAUAAAUUUAUUUCUCUCCUCUUGCUUAUCAUCUUUGUAAAGGUCCCAUUGUAGAUCUUUUCUCCUACCAAAUAAAACUUUUCAAACAAUUUGGUUUCCAGACCUUAAAUAGACAAUUUGGAUACUAAGAUUGUGAACUAGUAACGACAUAGAAAUUUGUAUUUCCAACCCUUCCUUAGAGUCUUUAUCUGCAUCCAAAACCUAAUUCUGCCAUUAACCGUGCUUCCCAGUCGCACUUCUAUAUGUCACUCAUUUUCUGCAACAAAGAUCUCACUAAGUCAUGUUGAAAUACAAGUCAUGAUCCUCUCUAACUAAACAGGAAAAGCUACCUGGAGAAACUCUGUUGCCACAUGCAUGUUCCCUGUUACUCCUUCAGCCAGCCAGUGCUACCAGCAUUUUACUGAGUAAAAGUCCAAAUAAAUAAGAGCAUGCAUGCAACCUUUAUCUUCAGAAACUAGAGUUUAUAUGUAAAAUGUGGCUUGGGAAAUGAUUCUGUUUAUUAGCUUGCUGAGCUUUUUCAUUUCUAUGCGAGUUUCAAACAUCUCCAGUACUUUAUAAAAUCCUAACAAUUGCUGUAAGUCGGCACUUUGGUUCACGUAGCCCACCCAGUCCACUUGCAACUCUGUCACUAAAUCGUAUUUGGGAAGUUUGGGUACUGUGAGGCUAUCUUUUUUGAGAUUAUUUUCUCAUAUGUCUGGCACCUUGUAAACCAUGAGACUCCUGGGUAUUUGCAUGUAACUUCUUUGAGGAAGUUACCAUCAUCUCUGAUAUUGACACACUUUUUGAGUUGCAGUUUUUGUUAGAAUUUUAUGGAGAAUAACUUGUCAAUUCUGUGAAUGUUAUUGAGUGUUUAAAAAGCUGGGUCUGUAAUGGGAAACAUUUUAUUAACUGUUGUGAUUGGGUAACAUGUCCUCUUAGAGUUCCUGAUUUAAAAUUAUACAAAAUAACUAUUUUUGAUUAAAUAAAGGAACACCU
Saimiri boliviensis boliviensis (Bolivian squirrel monkey) is the source of this 8202-nucleotide messenger RNA. RefSeq names its product GRB2 associated binding protein 1 (gene GAB1). Gene Ontology annotation, cellular component: cytoplasm. Gene Ontology annotation, biological process: signal transduction. The record is from RefSeq and is a predicted model, not a curated record. NCBI's taxonomy places the organism in Eukaryota, Metazoa, Chordata, Mammalia, Primates, Cebidae. Gene Ontology annotation, molecular function: signaling adaptor activity.